Molecule: messenger RNA, 672 nt
Organism: Etheostoma cragini (Arkansas darter)
Lineage: Eukaryota; Metazoa; Chordata; Actinopteri; Perciformes; Percidae
Product: WW domain-binding protein 11-like
Exons: 2
Coding region: 136-633 (165 amino acids)
Source: RefSeq, a predicted model, not a curated record
GUGGUGGGGCCCGGCUGACCGUGAGUCUGUCCUUUUUAUUUAAUUUUUGUGUUUUUGUUUUUUCUUUCUGCCUUUUGUUCCCGCUUCUCUGCCUGCUGUUUUUUGUUUUUGUUUUUUCCCUCUCCCUCAUCUCCAAUGCCAGCUGACCGCCCACACCUGCUUCCUGUGUACAAUCAACCGGCUCAUUCUCCACACCUGCCAGCCUGCUCUCGCUCCCGCCUUCCACACCUGUCUGCCAUCAUCAUCACUACCAGUAUAUCUACUCCGGCUCUUCACUCCAGUCUUCACCUGAUCGUUGUCGCUACUACCUGGUUCCACUCCGGUCAGCUGGCUCCUGGCUCCCCUCCUGGUCCUCCUCCCUCGGCGCCCCCCUUCAUCCAUCCUAUCUGCUGCAACGCGUCGGUCUCCGACCCCCACUGCCUUCUCCUCAGCCACCUACUCCCCGGACUCGCCCUCCUGCCUCUCCCGUUUCGCCAUCCUCCUUCCCUGCCUUCGCUCCCGGCCCCCUCAGGACUCAACCCCGGCAUUCCCCGCACCAUCCAUCUGCCCUCACUGGUUCCCUGGCUCCCAUCCCCGGGUCUCGCACCUCCGUCCUCCCACUCCCCUUUUCCUCUCCUUCCCCUUAAUAAAUAACGUUACUUUGAGCUGUGCGUUUGGGUCCGUCCUUCCCCG